Messenger RNA from Anopheles stephensi (Asian malaria mosquito), 562 nucleotides. RefSeq names its product endocuticle structural glycoprotein ABD-5-like. The coding region runs from base 137 to 442 and encodes 101 amino acids. The transcript has 3 exons. The record is from RefSeq and is a predicted model, not a curated record. Lineage: Eukaryota; Metazoa; Arthropoda; Insecta; Diptera; Culicidae. Gene Ontology annotation, cellular component: chitin-based extracellular matrix. Gene Ontology annotation, molecular function: structural constituent of chitin-based larval cuticle.
GCAUCUUGGACGCUUAUUAUUCUGUCCGCGCGGUACGCAGAUUCCGAGAUUUUGCUGCUCCUGUGCUCGCAACCGGGACGACGUUUAUUACUACUGAGUGUGUUAGCGCGCGCGCUUCUCCAAACCAUCAAAAAACAUGAAACACGUGAUUGUUAUCUUCGCCACCCUGUUCGUACUCUGUGCCGUGCAGGCUCAGGAUGAGGUGCAGCUAGUGCAAUUCACCAACGACAACAACGUCGAUGGAAGCUACAAUUUUGCCUACGAACAGAGCGAUGGACAGAAGCGAGAAGAGAAGGGUGAGCUGAAGCCGGUGGAAGGAGCCGAUGAGCCAGCCCUGUCGGUGACCGGUUCGUACGAAUAUACUGACCCCAACGGACAGCGGUACCGCGUGGAUUACGUUGCUGACGAGAGAGGCUACCGUCCGACGGUGACCAAGCUGUAGAGGGAGGGAGCGGAAGCAAACAAAGGUCCGCCCACCAUCAACAGGGAACUCAGUGAGAUUCAACGGGAAAAACAGUAUACAAAGAAAUAAAAUGUGAAAAACAAAACCAUUCCCGAUUAA